Gekko japonicus is the source of this 1904-nucleotide messenger RNA. It is a transcript of the gene AIRE, whose product is annotated as autoimmune regulator. The transcript has 15 exons. Lineage: Eukaryota; Metazoa; Chordata; Lepidosauria; Squamata; Gekkonidae. Gene Ontology annotation, molecular function: DNA-binding transcription factor activity, RNA polymerase II-specific; translation regulator activity; DNA binding. Gene Ontology annotation, cellular component: cytoplasm; nucleus. Gene Ontology annotation, biological process: regulation of transcription by RNA polymerase II; humoral immune response. The record is from RefSeq and is a predicted model, not a curated record. The coding region runs from base 26 to 1642 and encodes 538 amino acids.
AUCUUCCCAGCUUCAGUCCUACAGGAUGUUCAGUUCUGACAGGCCUUUGGGAGAAGGGGACCUGAGGAAGUUACUGAAGCUGUACCGCACAGAAAUUUCAAUGGCAGUGGAUGAUGUCUUCCCAUUGCUUCAUGGACUUGUGGAUCACGAUGUUGUCACUGAAGAGAUGUUCAAGGACACUAUCCGUAUGAAGGAGAAAGAGGGCUGCCACAAGGCUUUUCAUGCCAUGUUGACAUGGCUGCUGAGUCAGGAGUCUCCUUCUAUCCAGGACUUCUGGAGGGUCCUCUUCAAGGAUUACAACCUGGAGAGAUAUUCCAAGCUCCAAUCCAUUUGGAGCAGCUUUCCCAAAGAUAUGGAUCUUGGCAGGCAUCGCAAGGCAAGGAAACUCCCAGCCAGCCCUAAGAUACUGGCUCAGCACAAGUCUCAUGGAAAGCGAAAGGCAACAGAGGAGAAGGAGCCUUCCCACCACCCUCAGCCUCUAGUGAAAGGCGACCCACACCUUGGGUCUCUGUCCAAGGCAAAAGCAGUGAAGAAAGCAGAGAACACUGAAAUUCAGCAUUGUCCACCUCCAAAUGCUGAGAAGGCUGCCCUUGUGACACCCAGUGAAAAACCAGUAACCAGUGGGGAUGUAGAAGGAAUUUUUCUCAAGCAGGUUUUUGAGUCAGGAGAUAUUAAGAAAUGCAUCAAAGUUGGUGCUGAGUUUUAUACCACAAGGAAACUGGAGGGUCCUGGAGAGAAGAACAGAGCUUGUGAACAAAAGCCCAAAGAAUCACAGGCCCCUGAAUAUAAGGGAGAACAGAAAGGAAGUUUGCAGGACAAAUGUCCCACGAUCUCUUUCCAUACUGUUGACCCAGCCCUCCAGCAGAAGAAUGAUGAUGAAUGUGCUGUCUGCAGAGAUGGUGGGGAGCUGAUCUGCUGUGAUGGAUGCCCCAAAGCCUUUCACCUGGCUUGCCUUCGGCCACCACUGACAGCAAUUCCCAGCGGAACAUGGAGGUGUGACUCCUGCUCUCCAGGGAAGGUGAAACAGGACAGGCACAACGAAGAAGAGAGCAGCAGACAGCGACUUUCUCAGACUCUGGAUCCUCUUGCCCUCUAUGGCCAGAAAACAGCCGAAGAUCGGAAGAGAGUUCUCAUCAAAGAACCUGUUGGGGCUUCCUUCAGGCAGCCACUGCUUUCUGCACCCCCAGUGUCUGUGGCGGUACUACCAACACUACAGAGUGUGGGAACAGAGACCCAGCUGAAACUGACCACUGGGGAAAAGUGUGGGGUAUGCAGAAAAGGAGGUGACAUGAUCUACUGCAGCAAAUGCUUCAGGGCUUUCCACUGGCACUGCCAUUUUCCUGCCCAUGCAGAUCAAAUCAGUGGAAUCUUGAUCUGCAAAUCCUGCUCUGGCAGCCCUGCUACUGUCACUGUGGAAGGAGCAGCAACCUCAAGCAGCACAGCGCUAAGAACAGUAAAGGUCAGGACUUCCAAAAUCCUUUUAGCUUUCUGGGUGGUGGAAGAAUCUGCUGGGGCUGAACCAGUUCUGAAUAAAGAUGAGCUGGACUCUCUAUUAGGGGAGAAUACUUUUGAUGGGAUCCUGCAUUGGGCAUUCCAGAGCAUGUCUCGCCCAGCACCAGAUACCCAAGGAUUUUUUUCCUAGGACCUUGGAUAUGGCACUGUCUUGUCCUAACAUCAGACUUGUCUUCAUCUGUCUGUGGUUUAAAUUUCAGCACACCAAAUUGUUCGAAUGUAGUCUCUUUUGUUUUGCUGAUAAGUCUCUAAAAUUAUUUCUGUGCUUUUUUGAGUUGAUAGAAUGGAUUUUUUUCUAUUCUGUACCUCAACCAGGAUCAUCAUCUUCAUAUAAUUGUACAAGAGAGUAUGAAUUAUGAGAAAUUAGAAGUUCCCAAAUUAUUAGGUAGCCC